AUGUCCAACACAUUCACUAAUUCUACAAAUGGUUCCCGAAAAUACAAAAAGAGCGCGAAGAAUGAGACUGUGUCGUCUAUGCCAAUGGAUAUUGACGACGCGCAAGCUAAACGGCAAAAUGGUGGAAUUGUGCCUUAUCAGAUUCGUGAUAAUUCAACGAUAAAGUCAUCGUUUGGAAGUAAUGGGUCAAAUACGGUUAAUACUACUACUAAUAGUCAUUUGCAUCAGCAACAAAAUGAACGUUAUUUUAAUAAUAAACCAAAUGAUGCCCAGGAACCAUUUCAACAACAGAUACAACCACAUCAUCAAUAUCAUAAUCAAGAAGCUGGUGGUUAUGUCAAUUUCUCGAAUAUUGAUAACAAGAAACUUGCAGCCACUUGUGAUAUCAAUAUGCUAGUGGAUCUCACUUUAUCAAGAACAUCGUUGGAUCCUGAGGUUGUUUUAGCCGCAGCACAACUAUUUCAAUUCGCUAAUCAUGCAUAUCGCCAUGCUGCGGUCACCAAUGCUGGUGGAUAUUAUCUUAAUAAUCCAAACGGUGCCGAAGAUAUGGUCCCACGCCCAAGUGCGAUGUCACUGUCAAAUCUCUUGCUGCCGUCUUCAUCAGAUGAAUCAGGUGCUGCCGCCGCUGCUUCUUCAUCACAAACCGCGAGCGAAAAAAAAUUAUUUCCAGACGAUAAAAUUUUGAUGAGUUUCAAUUAA
This is a messenger RNA of Ambispora gerdemannii, 699 nucleotides long. The record is from the annotation of a GenBank genome assembly. NCBI's taxonomy places the organism in Eukaryota, Fungi, Glomeromycota, Glomeromycetes, Archaeosporales, Ambisporaceae.